AUGGGACCCACAGACAAGGUGCUCAUGUCCACCACCUCCUUCUCCCAUCUGCCCUGCGAACUCAGGGAAAUGGUCUGGGCGUCCUCUGCAAGGGACACACGGAGAGCCGCCCACUUCUUCACAGUUUCGGCACAACCCAGGAUGACAGCCACCGGCCCUGGGUUCGAACUCGCGGCACCCACACCCCAAGACGGUUCAGCAACCGUCGAGGACUGGAUUGUGGGCAAUCAAUCGGCGUAUAUCCAAGACGCCAUGCUUUGGACAACCUGCGCGAGUUCCCGAAUCUUUGUGUCCCGCCACUACCGCCGGCUUUGGCAAGCCAUGGAUCCCCGUCCGCAAACCGACCCCUUUGUUACCUGCGGUAUCAACCGCAACGGGGAGGAAUGGCGGUUCAAGGUCUUGCCGUCGCAGGACCUCUUCUGCAUACGGCCACUUAGCACCGGCGCUUCGUGGCAUGUAUAUUCUCGUUACAUGCUCCCGGGGAGAAAGGAUCGGGUCGACCUUGCCAACGUGGCCCUCGAGUUUGAUCCUGCCUGGCUCGAUUCCUCCGUGGUCAAAGCCGGCGAGGUGCCGUAUGCGGCUGAUAGUCCUCUCGGGUUCAUCAUCCGAACUCUCCGGGCGGUGGCAGAGGGUGCGAUGGGCGCCGGCUUCAACUUCUGGCUCAUCGACCGCACUAUCCGGAAGAGAAAGCAGCCACUGGCAGAAAGUGACGACGAGGAUGAAGAGAGGCCCGAGCCGACGGUAUUUCAUGGUCGCGACAAACGGUAUAUCCACAUCCGAGAGGAAAGCGAGUGCACCUGGGACGCCUCGAAGCCAAUCACAGCUUUCCGCUUUCUCGACUGGCUCCAGGUCGAAGUUGGACUCAACACUCGCUGGAUGAUGGCACACCGAACCGGAACACAACGGGCAAAGCCGCCGCUUCCAUAUCGCGACCUGAACGAACUGGUCAUGGUGCUUUCUGAGGAGGAUAUAUAA
This is a messenger RNA of Trichoderma reesei QM6a, 975 nucleotides long. RefSeq lists its product as uncharacterized. The record is from RefSeq and is a predicted model, not a curated record. NCBI's taxonomy places the organism in Eukaryota, Fungi, Ascomycota, Sordariomycetes, Hypocreales, Hypocreaceae. The transcript has a single exon. The coding region runs from base 1 to 975 and encodes 324 amino acids.